This is a messenger RNA of Thunnus maccoyii (southern bluefin tuna), 3054 nucleotides long. Its product is annotated as N-acetyllactosaminide beta-1,3-N-acetylglucosaminyltransferase 2. Gene Ontology annotation, molecular function: hexosyltransferase activity. NCBI's taxonomy places the organism in Eukaryota, Metazoa, Chordata, Actinopteri, Scombriformes, Scombridae. The transcript is spliced from 3 exons. Gene Ontology annotation, cellular component: membrane. Bases 888 to 2231 code for a protein of 447 amino acids. The record is from RefSeq and is a predicted model, not a curated record.
CUAUAAGUCUAUACCAAUAUAUUCUUCAUUUUUCUUAACUUUUUUAAAGACCUUAUUUUUUAAAAAUAUUUAUUCAUACAUUCAUUCAUUCACAAAUCCAUAGACAUGUGUAAAAGGACAUUGAAGUCAUGCUAAUAAAGAGCAGACCAGUAUCAUGGAUUAUUAGGUUCACUAAAGUACUUUCUCAUAUUUGUGUAUUUGUUAAAUGUUAAACUGCUAAUCACUCUGAUAGGCUAUAUGAGCAGAGGGAUGCUGUCGAGUCAACCUUUCAUAGGUCAUUUGGCCUCAUCAUGCAAAUAAGACUACACACCUGCAGCACCUGCAUGCAAAUCAAAGUCUCUCCCUUUAGAGAAAUCACUGCCUGAUGAAGCUUCUUUCCGAGCUUCAAUCAGUUCAUGUCAGCAGCAGGUAGUAGGCCUACGUCAAUCCUGUGAGUAUUUACCUCAUCACUCACUGAGGAGCCAAAAGAAGCGCAUGCUCUGUGUGCACACACUUCUUCCUCACCUGAGACCUGUUGCUCAGCUGCAGGUUUACUGCAUUAUGCGGACGCUGGUUUUAGAUGUAAAGGAUGCUUGUCUUUAUCACCCAUCGUUAUGUCAAAAAUGAGGAGCGACAGACCUGUCAUGUUAUAACCAGCGUAUAACCAAGCCGGAUGAGAUACUAAAACAAAGGGUUUACACCACAAGUUGCUGUGUAUUUGAUCUCAGUCGGCUUUACCAACUGGAAAAAUUCACUUACUUGGGCUGUGUGCCUACCGGCAGGUAGGUACAGGAUGAUGCUCUGAGUGUGAAGACAAGAACAGAUAAUAAAUCUCAGUGGACCAUCACCAAGGAGACAGAAACUCCAGAGGGUUGCCUGCAGUGUUAGCUAUAAAAAUCUCAUAGGCAAUGGGUAAAUGCUGCAAAUGCAAGGGGAGACUGCUGUGCAUGUGCCUGCUGCCCUGUAUGAUGACUGGCCACCUUCUGAUUUAUAUAAUGGUGUCCAUAUUCGUCACCAUGUCCUACACUCCUCCAAAAAUAACCAUCCACUAUAUUGCUCCGGGGAUUUCUGCGAAUUCUGGGGCUUUGGCCUCCCACCCCCUCAGCCCUUUCUGGAACCUUCGUCUGGAGGACAGCGCACUGUGGAACCAGCUGCAGCAUGCUUGGGACCGUCAGCACAAUCCAAUACUGCGGGGAAAUGCAACUGGGAUUUUGAGGAAGCCAAAGGUUAAGCUUUUAUCACAAAUCGAGGAUGAAUGCCUUUCUGACUGCAUGUCGCACAUGUGCUCAGUCCCUCGUCUGCACGAUCUCAACAGCUUGCCAGAACAAAUGAGGGCAUUUAUCAGGUCAAUGCACUGCAGGGAGUAUCCCCUCCUUAUCAACCAGCCUGCUAUGUGUAGGAGGAACAACAGUAGCUUUGGUCUCGACUCUCCCAUGCUCCUCAUGGCCAUCAAAUCUCAAGUGGGGAACUUUGAAAAUAGGCAGGCCAUCCGUGAAACAUGGGGGCGCAGUGGUCUGGUGAGGGGGGAAUCAAAUAAGAAAGGUGGAUUAGUACGCACUGUGUUUCUGCUUGGAAGGCAGGACUCAAGUACAGGUCCUCAUCCAGACCUCAAAAACCUCCUGGAGCUUGAGAACCAGAAAUAUGGGGAUAUUCUACAGUGGGAUUUCAGAGAUACUUUUUUUAACCUGACCCUAAAGGACUUGCUGUUCUGGCACUGGCUCCAGCAAUACUGCCCCACCGCCAUCUUUGUGUUCAAAGGGGAUGAUGAUGUCUUUGUUCGAACAGGCGCCCUUCUGGAUUACCUGCACAAACAGUGGGAGGAGCACAACUUGUGGAGAGCCUAUACAAAUGAAACUGGCAUGGAUUUGUUUGUGGGGGAUGUAAUUAAUAACGCAAUGCCAAACCGUGAGCCAUCUACUAAAUACUACAUACCGGAAAGUUUCUACAAAGGUGUGUAUCCACCAUACGCUGGUGGAGGAGGGGUGGUGUAUUCUGGCUCACUUGCAUUGCGAUUGAAAGAGGUGUCUGACAGGGUGCGCCUUUUCCCGAUAGACGACGUGUAUCUGGGCAUGUGCCUGCACAGACUUGGGCUCUCACCAAGCCAUCACCCGGGAUUUUUAACAUUUGAUCUCCCAGAGACAGAGAGGGGGAAUCCCUGUGCUUACAGAUCUGUUCUACUCGUUCACAGACGGAGUCCCAAGGAGAUGCUGACACUGUGGAAGCAGCUCCAGAACCUGCCUGGUCAAUGCUGAGGCUCAUUUGCCUGCCAAAUAGGAUUCAUUGAGUACAGAAUGAAUGCUGCUGCCACACUCAUUUGAAAAAUGUACAAACUUUGACUGCAUCUUCAUGGCAGGCAGGUGGUACCCUCUAAAGGUCACAUGCAAUGUACUUUCCCUCUGAAGAGUAAAACUGAGGAGGCAACUGAUCUACCUCAAAGGGUACUUGUAUUACGAGGGCAUUACACAAUAAGGCCACAUACUUGUUACUUUAAAAAAAAAAAAAAAAGUAUGUAUUUGUACCCUUUCAACACGAUUUUACUACCUUAUGCAGAAAAUAUAAUGCCAUGCAUAUUAUUUCAUAAUGUUUGGAGAAAACAUUUCAGAUAUCUUUGCGUUAUGUGCCCUGCUGUUUCCUUUAAGUCAGCUGUGCCAGCUAAUGUGACAUUUCAACAUGUCUCACAUCCACUCUGUCCUAUAUUUAAAAUGCAACUUAUCCUUUUGUGACUCAUUUUGUAACUUCAGUGCUAAUUUAUAGUGAUACUUGACAUUGAUCGUGGUUAUCAUUUAGGCAGGGAAGGUGUAAUGUUCAGAAAAAUUAUUUUUGAAUGUUCUUGUGCUGACAGUUCAAGGUAAUUGAUGUUCAAUAUGGCACAAUAUGUUGCAUAUAUAUAUAUAUAUAUAUAAAAAUGGGGCCUAAGAAAUUAUACAUUGCAUUGGUGUUUUUCCUUCACCGUCUGCACUUGAACUCCACAGUGAUUGAUUUUUCUGUUAUCUGUAAUGGAUGUGCAGUAAUCGGAAAUGGAAAUAACCAGGAAAGCUAUUUCUUGUUUUCCUAAAGGAUUCCAACAAAAAAUGU